CCGGUUCAUGGAUUCGAUGAACAUUUUAUAUUUAAAUAAAAAACCAAUGAACGUGAAACUUUAAUAAAAUCUAUCGAUUGUGAAUUUAAAACAAAAGUGCAUGACGGAUAAUGGGGAUGAACUUUACGUUAGGUGAUUUGGAUUUUCUAAGUUUUCAAUUGUGUCGCUGCUGAUGUUAAAUGAGAAAUUAGAAAACUAUUACGUUUGUUCGUUCGUUUGUUCGUUCGUUCGUUGAUCUAAUUUACUUUUGGAAGUUUCGUGAAUAGUGAAAAUCGAUCGUUAUGACGUUCAAUGCGACAAAUGGAACAAUCAAGUUUCCCGAUUAUGAUAUGAACGAGUCCUUCACCAAAUUCAGAUGGAAGGAGCUUGCGCCUGUUCUCGUUGUCUAUUCGUUGACCUUUUUUCUUGGAUUAAUAGGAAACGUAGUCAUCAUUGCAUCAACACUUUGUCCAAGACUUCGACCAUUACCUUCAACCCCAACCAACGUUUUUCUUGGUGGUUUGGCUACAGCUGAUCUUCUUUUGAUCAUUUUUUGUAUACCUGUCAAGAUCGCCAAAUUGUUCUCGUAUACAUGGACAAUGGGUAUUUUCCUAUGCAAAUCUGUGCAUUACAUGCAAAGCGUUUCUGCUAUCUGUUCCGUUGUCACUCUCACUGCAAUGUCCAUUGAAAGAUAUUACGCCAUAGUACAUCCGAUGAGAGCACAAUACACGUGUACCAUAAGCCAAGCAAGAAAAAUUGUAAUAAUCACGUGGGCUGCGUCAUUUCUUUUAGGUAUACCAAUGGUAUUCACUCAGAGGCAUAAAGAAGUUGGACAAAGGGUCAUUGCAUAUUGGUGCGUUCGUGAUCCCGAUGCUGCAUUUUUAUGGAAAGCACAUGAAGUUUAUAUGCUUGUACUAGUUCUUGUAUUACCACUUACCGUAAUGGCAUUUUGUUAUACUGCAAUUUGUUGGGAAAUUUGGAAAGUUAUGAAACGUCGUUAUCAUAUGACAGCGAGACACGCGUGGUAAAAAUGUUGGUGGCCGUGGUGGUUCUCUUCGCAAUUUGUUGGGGUCCCAUAUUAAUCGACAACGUGCUCACAGCUUACCGCAUUUUACCACGCCAGAGGAAGGGAAUUUACAAGCAUAUGAACACGGCUUUUCACUUAAUGGCUUACUUCAACAGUUGCAUCAAUCCUAUCAUCUAUGGAUUCAUGUCGAAACAUUUCCGUGAAAGUUUCUUAGCUGCCGCUUGCGGUGGAUGGUGGAUUUGUUGUCCAAGAAGAGGUUACAGAACACCAAUGAAAAGACACUCGAGUCUUAGUCAAACCAGAACGACUAGCGUUAGAUGGACUUGAUUCUUUCUUCGUCCUCGAAUCACUACGAGGGAAACUUUUCAUAUGUAGGUAGGCAAAUUUUUUGGGGGAGAGAAAGAAAAAACAAAAAAGAAAAAAAAAAGAAGAAAGUGAACUAUGCGCAAAACGAAGUAAUUAAAAAAGUUUCCAGCCGAAGAGAGGGGGAGGAAGGGAGAAAGAGAGCGAGAGAGAGAGAGAGAGAGAGAGAAAGAGAAUGAAAAAAACAAACCUUUAAACUGAAGAGUUUUAAAAUGGGGCUACUAGUCGUUAAAAACGAGCAAAGUCUUGCAUAUCCUACUCGUUCUAAUCAAUUUCUUUAUUUUUUUUGUUUUUUGUUUUUAUAUAUAUACAUAUAUAUAUAAACAAAAUUAAUUACCUAUAACAUAUUACGUAUAAUAAGAUAAUAUAUUUAGCUAUAAUAAAUAUAGAAAAUAAACUUUGUCGUACAGCUUGUGAACAUACGUGAGAAUCAAAUUACUUUGUAGAUUUUUUUACUUUUUUUUUUCUUUUUUUUUUUUCUUUUUUUUUUUUUUUUUUUUACUUUUCCUUCAACAAAAUUAUAUAUGAUAUAUUAAUCAAUUAAAAAAAAAAAUGUAUAAUACAAGCGAACGCUUAUUAUAUUCAACUCUUAUACAAACUUAUUACUUUGUAUAUAAUAAUAAAUAUACACACACAUAUAUUAAUGGUAAUUGUAACAUAAUACAAGAAGAAAAUGUUGUCUUUAAAUUUUAUUCAUAUCAUUGGUAAGGUGCAUUUAAAUGAUACGUAAUCUUUCAACAAACGUUUAAAAAAUAUUAAUUAUUAAUUAUUAAUUAAAAGAUAAAAGAGUAAAGAGAAAAGAUGGGAAAAAAGAAUUAAAUACGUAAUAAAAAAAAAAAUAAUAGAUGUAAGAGAAGAAAAUCUGUUCGAGAGAGAUUUUCGACGUUAAUAAAAUAAAAUAAAAAAAAAAAAAAAAUGGGGAAAAUCGAAUCGCUGAAAAUUUCCAAAGAAGAAGAAGUAGAAGAAGAGAGAGAAAAAAAAAUAAAGAAAUAAAUUAUAGAGAG
Polistes canadensis is the source of this 2373-nucleotide messenger RNA. RefSeq names its product galanin receptor type 1-like. Gene Ontology annotation, biological process: G protein-coupled receptor signaling pathway. The record is from RefSeq and is a predicted model, not a curated record. Gene Ontology annotation, cellular component: membrane. Gene Ontology annotation, molecular function: neuropeptide Y receptor activity; peptide binding. Lineage: Eukaryota; Metazoa; Arthropoda; Insecta; Hymenoptera; Vespidae.